AUGCUUCGUUUCCCUCCCAAAAUAGUUAACAAGCUUCUCCGAAUAUCUGAUGUGUACUCCAAAAUGGACACGGGCCUGCCAUCCCGCAAGCGUUUGCGACGGACUACUAGAAGCUGCUACCAAUGUAGGAAACGCAAAGUCAAGUGUCAGCUCACCGACGAGAAUGUCGAAACCUGCGCUGAAUGCUUAAAGAGUGGAACGCAGUGCACUCUUCGACCGCUUCAUGCGGAGCCGGAUAGCGAAAGCCCUCCACAGGAGCUUGAGGUGAGGCUUGAGCGUAUUGAAUCUCUCCUUAGAAAGCUGGUUCAGACCCACGAAGGAUCCCAGCUGGCUGCAGUUCCUGAUUUACUCUGGAACGAGUUUUUGCUUCAUCCGCCAGUCGAUGAUGGGACUCUUCCUCCCCCUCCUCUCGUCGACGACCAUGGUGUUCCCAUGCCCAUGCCGGCGGAUGAGACGGAUGCGAAGCAGUCGCUAGUGGCGCUUCUGCCAUCUGCACAAGAUGCGGUUGCUAUUGUCACGAAUACUACCGCUUGGCUCUGGGGACCGGAAAAUCCUCGUGGGAGCGUUUUGACGCCGAACGAUACCUCCCAGCUCCUCGAGCAUGCCACCAUUUCGAAAGGCAGCGGAAUACACAUCGCCAAAACCUUACUAUUGUUUGCUCUGUAUAUGCAACAACUCCCUGCGAAUUUCGAUGUACAGUUUCUAGAGUCCCAGAACGUCGAAGGGGCGAUUAAAUUGAUUGUCGAGAGAGUCAAGUUAUUCAUCGCAUCCCACGAAGAAGAAGUCUGCUCGGUAGACGGUUCCACGGCGAGAUACGAUUCGGACCGUGCUCUCCUUGAGCAGGUCAUUGACUCAUUUGAUGCCACCGGAAAAAUGUGCAGAAGAGAGCAUGUAGCAAGGCAGAUCUCCGAGAUUCUCUCCUCCAUGCUGGGCAUUGUGGAUGCCGACUCCCUGGAUGCCCUCUUCACAGCGAGUAACCCUCCUGAUCCUGACACUUCCUUCAAUCCUGGGCUCGAAAUUGAAGGGACUUUGGGCACGGCCAGGAUUGGGAUGGAAGAUAUCCUUGUGUCUUCCAUCCGGCCUGCAAUUGACGCGCAGAGUCCAGCCGCGCGACUAAUCGACCUAUGUUUCCCGCUCCCUCCCCUUUCUCACAAUGCGCGCGUUUUCAAUAAUGGAAUCCUCGCCCUCACCAUCGAUGGCAAGAUACGUCAUGAACGCACCCAAUUCAUCACAUCGGACGGACCAAUUCUCGCCCAACACGACUCCCAUCCCGAGCUCUUGUCUCGCAUAAUCCCUAAGACAAAGAAGGCGAGCGGAUACUCCAAGUCGGCAGUGAUGCUCCCUGUCUGCGUCUGCGUGCGUCUGCAAUACAUCCUCCGACCACACGGCGAAAUCCUUCACCAAGACGCACUCAAGCUUCGGAUGACCAGAGAUGUCGGCGGGCAGAUCCCGACGAACAAAUGCAACGACACGGGAGAUACUUGGGUGGGCCAGACAUUGAAUGAGGGCUUCGCCUCCAAUCAUUCCGCUGGCGCCGACAAUGAGCAUUUUCAUGGUGAAUAA
Molecule: messenger RNA, 1563 nt
Organism: Scedosporium apiospermum
Lineage: Eukaryota; Fungi; Ascomycota; Sordariomycetes; Microascales; Microascaceae
Exons: 8
Coding region: 1-1563 (520 amino acids)
Biological process (GO): regulation of DNA-templated transcription
Molecular function (GO): zinc ion binding; DNA-binding transcription factor activity, RNA polymerase II-specific
Source: RefSeq, a predicted model, not a curated record